GGGGGAGGGUGGUGCCUUGGAGCCUUUGUGAGGUCAGCGCCACACCCACUGGCCUCACAUCCUCUCACUGCCCAGGCUGCCUCCCUCCUAGUCCAGAGAGACAGGAGUGGGCGAUGGGUUCCCGCUGUGCCAAGCUCAGCACCGGCCACGGCCCGGCCCAGAACACGGGUCACAGCCGUGGCCACGAGUCCUCCAUGAAGAAACUCGUGGCCUGUGUGAGUCAAGACAACUUCUCCCUGUCAUCAGAGGGUGAGGAAGAGGAGGAGGAUGAGGAAGAUGAGGAGGAGGAAGAUGAUGAUGAGGAAGAUGAGGAGGAGGAGCAGAUCCCGGUGAAAGGCAAGCUGCUGCUGCUGGAGCCCGAAAAGCAAGAUGGUGCUGAGGAUGCUGUGGCCCAGCCAAGCCCGGAGCCCAAGCAGAAGCACUCCUGACCCAUCAAGGCCUGCCCGGCAGUGGGUGCCCAUUGCCAUGCCAGAGGAAGAGGACAUUCAGAAAAGAAUAAAGA
Messenger RNA from Rattus rattus (black rat), 502 nucleotides. It is a transcript of the gene Prm3, whose product is annotated as protamine 3. Gene Ontology annotation, biological process: flagellated sperm motility. NCBI's taxonomy places the organism in Eukaryota, Metazoa, Chordata, Mammalia, Rodentia, Muridae. Gene Ontology annotation, cellular component: cytoplasm. The record is from RefSeq and is a predicted model, not a curated record. The transcript has a single exon. Bases 114 to 428 code for a protein of 104 amino acids.